Leptinotarsa decemlineata (Colorado potato beetle) is the source of this 1227-nucleotide messenger RNA. RefSeq lists its product as uncharacterized. The record is from RefSeq and is a predicted model, not a curated record. Lineage: Eukaryota; Metazoa; Arthropoda; Insecta; Coleoptera; Chrysomelidae.
AUAUAAAAUUAUUCACCGACUUUCAAAUGAAACCAAAUUCGGAUAAUUAUACAUAACGGCAACACUACUCGUGGUCGAAAAGACAAGAAACGAAGCGGCUUAGAGCAAAGUCGGGCAAAGGGUACAGAGGGGACGAGUGGUACAUUCUCACAUUCGGCUGCUCCCGAGUUGUCUCGACGAUAGUGUCUUCGUUCUCAGUUUGGGUACUUCACAUGAAAUUAUUUAACUGCAUUAUAUUUCUUACAGGAAGAAGAGUUUAUAAUGUCUCUUAGUGAUUUUUUGAGAAGUGGGAGAUAUCCUGAAUCUUUAAUAAGGAAUUUGGAAGAUGAGAAGGUUGAUUGUGCUUCCAUUAUGUUGAUGUCGGAUGAGGAUUUAAAAGUUUUUUUUCCGAAAUUAGGAGACCGACUCUCCAUAAAAGACUUCUGCAAAAAAUCUAUUUCCUCUAAGAAAAUUAGUUUGAUAGAAAAACUCAAAGAAAAGAUGAAUAAAAAAGCCCGCACUAAAGAAAAUGAUUCUCCAUAUAGACCACGAAAGUGCUUGAAAAAUACAAGGGUGAUAGAAAUUGGAUGGCUGUGUACAAGUGAAGGGGAUAAUGUAUUUCGGCAAGUAAAAACUAAAGCAGGAGGAGGGACAAGGAAAGUAAAUAUUCCCAAAAACGUACUCUGCACAGAAGUAUUGGAAAAGGCCAAAAAUUUAUUUUUUCCCAAUGGAGUAUCUACGAAAGGACAUUUGGAUGAUUUUGAAGUGAAGCUCCUCGAUUAUAAAAGUCAUGAAUGUAAUUUAGAUUUGACCAUUCAGCAAAUGUACGAGUUGUCGGCACUAACGGUCUUGAGGUUUUAUAUGGGUACCAUUUAUAAGAAAGAGCCCGUUCAUGUCGAUGAAGAAACUUUCUUUCCCCAAACAGUUACUAGACCUCCAAAUAGUCCUGAAAAUAAUGUAGAACCGUACAAGCUUCACCUACAGAACAUUAGAGAAGAAGAUCUGGAGGUGAUUGAAGGUGUUGAAUUACCUGAAGUAAAUGUCAUUUACAGUCAACCAAGAGAUCCAACUGAGGAAGUUGAUCAUCGGAAAUCAAUUUUUGAAAAACUUAUUUUACACAGAGGAAAUAUAUUCAGAGAGUUGGUAGAGGCUGUUCAACAGAGGGAAAUCUAUUUUCGAUCAGUUCAGAUAGAAAUGAUUCAGAUAGAAAUGGCGUGCGGAGGCAUAUCAACUUCUAAAUUCAAAUGA